AGGUAUUAUCGCUAGACGAAAUCCCUACCUUCUUUGGAGCUUUUGGUCAUUACGUUAUUGUUAGGAGAUUGAAAACGAAGAAGAAAUACGAGGUCUGGUUUUUGUUUGGGGGAAAUCCAAUCAGAUUCUCGCUAAGAGAAUUUGCUAUCGUUACUGGUCUCAAUUGCGGCAAACUCCCAAUCUCACCACCACCCAAGAAAAGGAAAAACCCUCUGGAAGAGAAACUCUAUUGGAACGAGUUGUUCGGGUCCCUUAAGACAUGCAUGAUUGAGACUGUUGUUGAUAUGCUGAAGACUAACAAAGUGAGAGACAGGGUUAAGAGGCUUAAGUAUGCCGCUUUGGCUAUUGUAUCUUCUGUUCUCCUGCCAUCCUCACACUUCCCGAAGAUCAUUCCCGAACACGUUGAGAUGAUUCGUGACCUAGACGAAUUUAUGGCCUACCCAUGGGGUAGAGUUUCUUUACAAGUGCUGGUGUCUUCGUUGUUUGCCAAAGAUGAAGUCGCUCUGUCUCAGGAGUCAUUCGCUGUUAGGGGUUAUGUGGACGAGAUACAGAUGGUCAUGAUUGCCGCGGUACCAGCUCUGAAAGAAAGAAGUACUCCUUCCGAAACAUCUAGGCUGAUACGGCUAGGCAUGAGGUUCCUCCCAAAUAUGCAGUCAUUCGUGGGCACGCCAAACAAAUGGAUUCAGAGUGCGAGGUUAGUGUCUGCAAUAUCCUUGACGAUCCAUAGGAAGAGUGGUGUUUGCAGUGGGAUUUUUCAUGGAAUGACGAAGAUAUUGACGCAAUGGUUGACUUGAUCCUUCGCCUUGCUGGAGAAUGUUACCCCUUCAAGAACGAAAUGUUCAAGGGCGGGAUCCAAGCUUCUAGUAUUGUGCGUACCAAACCAGAGAAGCAGAAGGAGAAAGCAAGAAAAAGGAAGAAUGACAAGGAAGUACCUGCGGAGUCCAACGAAGGCGAGUCAUAUGAUUCUCAGUUGCCAAACCAUAUUGCCAAGCUGGUUGGUGAUCAUAUGGAUGGGAUAUUAGGUAGACUAGUGCCAAUGAUUAAAGAGUCUGUAGAUCAUCAGAUCAAGGCAAUCUUGGGUGGUUUCAACUUUGAUGGUAAGAUCUCGGCGAUCCUAACAUCCUUGAACAACAUGUCAGCCUUAGAGGGUAUGGUCAAUGCAACUUUAGUGGACAAGGUCGCCAACAUGCAAAACACGGUCAUCAAGUCCCUAUGCGAACACAUCACAAAGGCCUCUGCAAACAAUCCGUCUUGUGAUCCCAUGAUUUCCUCCACCUCUCCAAGAAUCCCAAACGUGGAUGUCAAUCCUGACACUGCUCUCCAUAGGGAGCUGGAUGACUUGACGGCACGCACUCAACCGAUCAGAUAUCGCCGGUGGGUGAGUUCCCGGGGACUGGUGGGCAGGACAAUGCAUCUCUUACGAAAGAAGCGGUUGCAAUGGAAACGCAAGAGGUUAGUCAUGUACACAGUUCUUAAAUUGAAAGCUAGCCCUGGUGAUGCGGACAUCAAACCAGUAGCUGAACCGGAAGUCAACCCAACACCUUACCAAACCAGCCAAGGCGCUAACCAGGACAUAUGUGCACUAAAAAUGCCAUAUCUUUCAAACCAGGAGGGUUUUCACCAUGAAACCAAUUUUCAUGGAUUCUACACUCAAUAUGGAGUCAAGCCAAAUUAGAAUUAUCCCAAAAUCUAUCCGGAGCAAGAAGAUAUCAAUUUUACAAACCGGAGGUUCUCUAGCCCAUCCAUUUGCGAGUACCAGGCCUUAGAAGAAAUUUCAAGCUCAGACAUGACGCGGCCUUCACCAUAUUCAAUCAUGAGCUUGAAGAGGGACUUAUUAUCUUUCCAGGAAGCCCGAAAUCAAGAGAAUUGGUGAUAUACCAUGGAUUUUACCCGUUUUUAACCAUGGUACAUGCCCAGCAGUACCAGAAGCAACAUGGGAAAUCAACUAUUAUUCUCAGAGGAUCCUGCACACUUGGAACGCUCAAUCCGCAAAGACCUACGCUCCGCAUCGAUCGACAGAACCGCAUUACCGUCGACUGAUACUCACGUUCAACCGUCGACCGACACUCAGACAGCACCGUCGACUGAUACCGUUCGCCGAUCCACAUCGUUCGAUACUACUCACCGUACAUCGAUCAACACUACUCCGAAGCAUGGUCGCGAUUGUUAUUCUGACGCAUGGCGAUAAUGGAAACCUGUAUGACCAAGAUGGUCAUCUGCGUAAUACAACAUGUCAGAAGCUAGAUGCACAGGCUACAGGAGAAGCUCAAACACGAUCGUUGGCAGACUAUAACCGUCCAGACGAGUACUACACCAACAUAUCAGCUAUUUGACUUCUAGAGAUUCAGAAGCCGAACUUCGAGCUCAAGCCUCAGUACUACUCUCUCGUGUCUCAGAUACCUUAUUCUGGGCUAUCACACGAGCAUCCUAUGGACCAUCUGGAGAGGUUCGAGGAUCUUAUCACUGCUAUUCGUAUGGAUGGAGUCCCUGAGGACUACCUACUCUGCAAGUUCUUCAAAUACUCACAGAUUGGAGAAGCUUCGCACUGGAUCAAGCAGCUACCUACAGGAUCACUGACAUCCUGGGCCGACAUCAAAAACGCCUUCCUGCGUAAUUUCUUUGAUGAGGCACGCGCUGAAGGCUUAAGGAGCAAAAUCGCCACUUUCGCGCAAAAGCCUAGUGAGACUUUUAAAGACGCAUGGAUCAGAUUUAAGUUCUUCCAGCGAGACUGUCCACACCAUGGAUUCAAUAAAGUGCAGCUGCUAAGCACUUUCUGCAGAGGUAUCACCUUGAGGUAUCAGAUGGCUCUUGAUACUGCCAGUGAGGGGAACUUCAACCACUAGGAAUCCAAUACAUGCUGUGAGAAUUAUUGAGAACCUAGCCAACAGCAGCAUCACUAAGAACACUGACUCUGACAAGAAGAAAUCGGUUGCAGCCAUCGGAGAAGACCAGAUGAAUGAAGUCAGAGCCAAGAUAGAUGCUUUACAUGCAUUUCUGGGGCAGCCAGUCUACUCAGCUGAAGAAGGAGAGGCUAGAGAAGAUGAUACAGAGGAAGAUGUGAACUACAUUGGAGGUACUUGAUUUCAGAGAUAUGGAAACCAGAGUGGAAAUAUAAACUUUUUUGGCAGUGGUCAGAAGCGUAAUUACAACCAGAGUUCACAGUAUCAGAAACCCUUCACCAAUACAAGGAACUACGGUAACUCAGCUUACCAAAACCCACCACCACCCACCCAGGAAAGUAAGUUUGAUGCCAUGAUUGAUAGAGUUCUAGAAGGUCAGCAGAAGCUUACAGUAGACUUCAAUGGGAAGAUUGAUUCUGUCUUCAAUAAUCUGACCACAAGGAUAUACACCAUUUGCACUCAAGUUAAGAAACUUGAGACACAGAUUGUCCAGACUGAAGACUCUAUCAGGAGGAUUGGAACUUCUAAGGAAGUAGGGGAAGGAAAUAGGAAACACCACGUGAAUGCCAUUAUAGAUGAUGAUUUCUGGCAAGUGGUGAAACAUGAGAAGCUACAAGAAGGAGACUUUGAAGUGGAAAGUUCACUAAGUUUCGGUGGAUCACAAUGGUGUCGAUCGACACCAACCAGUCCACAUCGAUCGACAUUAAUGAUGUCAUUUCCGGAUACGACUGUAGAUUGCAACGCGGUUAGGAUAUUGACACAUGCUGAAUUCACGGCUUCUCAUCCAUACCCACCCACCCACACCUACGAAGAUAUCGACCGACGAGAUGAGCCACUCAUCGAUCGACACAAUGAUGAGAAACAUAUCGAUCGACCCUUUUCUCCACCUAUCGAUCGACACGCACCUCUCACAUACCAAGUGCAACUACCAUCGAUAGACAGCAACUGAAUCAAUGCACUCAGACCCACACCGAAACCACAAGCUAACCCUACAGAGACCACUGGUAACCCUUCAGACACUACACCUACAUCAGAGGGAACUGAAGGAAGAAGGUUAAGGAGUAGAAAGGAAAAGAUUCCUAAGAACCUUAAGAGGGAAGCUAAUGAAAAGGAGAUUGAUGGUUUCACUAAAAGAGUUAUCAGAAUCCCACCAGAGAAACCUUUUGAGGAGGUUUACUUCACAAGCAGAUUGUGGAUGUUCUUCAGAGAAACAAGGGAGACUGAAAAUGACAUUAGAAGAAGGUUUGACAAUGUCAGAGAAGAUAUGAGGAAAAUGAUUACUUUGAAGAAGAAGAGUGAUCCUGGGAAGUUUGCAAUACCCUGUGUAGUACAAGGGAUUGAAUUUUCUCAUGCACUAUGUGACACUGGUUCAUCAGUCAGCAUCUUACCAAAGAUCAUGGCAGACCAUCUUGGCCUGCAAGUAGAGCCUUCACCAGAGAUCUUUACAUUUGUGGAUUACACGCAGAAAAACUCUAGAGGCUUGAUCAGAGACCUGGAAGUACAUAUUGGUAAUGCUAUCGUCUCUGUGGAUUUUCAUGUCCUAGACAUCAAGCUAAAUUGGAACUCUUCCCUCUUACUUGGAAGAGCAUUUAUGGCUACAGUAGGAGUCAUAUGUGACAUUAACACCAACAUGAUGUGCUUGACUCUGAUAGAUCCAGAUAUCCACUACGACCCUGUCAAGCUUGGCAAACCAUCAGCCAAAUCAGUGGUAAAAGAAGAUGAUCCUGGUAUCAUUGCAGUUUGUCAUUGUGAAGUCGAGUACGAGACAGAGUACUCGGGAUCGAUCGACAGCAGCUUAACUUCAUCGAUCGACACCAGUAAGUCAGAGGAGAUCGACAACAAACAUAGAUCAUCGAUCGACAGAGACCCACCAGAUGAUGAAUUCGAUCUACCAGAUCAUUGCUACCCGAAUUUCGCCAUCCCACUCAGCAGAAAGGUAGAUGAUUACUCAGUAAGGAGUUGGGCAGAUAGCGGAUUUCAUGAGAGUUUUGCAGUAGACAUAGCCACCUCUUCCCACAGUGGAGACCACGGUGAAGAACAUGAUACAGACUACUGGGAAGAGAGAGCUUGGGAAAAUUACUUGGAGAAUGACAGAUUUGCAAAUCGAUUCCCACAAUCGAUCGACAUCAAGCGCCCACCAUCGAUCGAUUAUCUACUUCAUCCAGCAAAACGACAUCGUCCAUUGAUCGACAUAGCCAGUAUCACAUCGAUCGAUAUUAACCCGGACGACUUAAAGGACAAAAUCGGAAUUUCACCGAUUAGGGCAACACAUGGGUAUAAAAGGUUGACAACUACAGAGACAAAAAUUCAAAACUUUCCACCGUCUACCCAGCAGCUUCCAGCAUUCAGCAACUUAUCAAUGGAGGACUGCAACACCAUGAACAAUCGAUCCAACCAUGCAGCUAGACAUGCACCAUCGAUCGCCACCACCACAUCACCAUCGAUCGACGCCUUCAACAGAGCUCAAUCUCGAUUUCAUGACCCUUAUGAUAUCAGGAACGUUUCACUAACACCUGAUGAAUUUGGAAUUUUCAGGGACACAGAUGGCUAUGCAAGAGCAAUGGAUGGAAGAGUUCUGCACAUAACCAGAGAAGACAUAGCAGACAUCCUCCAAGUUGCUAAUGGACCAGAAAACCUGUUCACACAGCAACGUGGCCAUCCAGACAUCCUAGCUCACGUCCAGGACAACCACCACGUCACCCCAAGGGAGGAUACAGUUCCUAAAAGUUUCGGUCAACCCAGGAGUUCACCAUCGAUCGACAUCGUUUCAUCACCAUCGAUCGACGGAGGAUAUCCCGGAUCGAUCGACAUACCAAGAGUCGGGUCGCCCGACAGACGAUUGGAGUUUGGACGACGUGCCUUCAAUACUGAUGGAUCUAGGAGAUUCAAAUGGGAAGCAAAGGAUGAAUAUGGUGUCUACAGAGAUGAGUUUGGCUAUGCUAGAGGAGUUGAUGGUGAAAUCAUCCAUGUUACCAAGGAGCAAAUAAGGAGAAUUCUGGAGAGAGCAUCACUUUUUCACAAAGGUUGCUUACGCCUUCCAGUACACACACACGCCCUUACCAUGCAUACAGACCACCACUAGUACCCUACAGUAGAGAGGAGAUAGAUGAUAUGGUGACUGAUGUAUGGAGAGCUCAGGCACACCUUGAGGCAAACAUGCACACAUUGGUGGAAGACACUUUCCAGCCUUUGGAUGUCAGCUACAAGGAUUUCCAGAGUGAUAUGGCCAAGAUAAGAGUGGAGCUUGGAAACAUAUUAACCAUGCUUGAGAAGGAAGUAACGCCACCAAUAUCGACCGACAGAGUACCUGUACCAUCGAUCGACAUCGGCAAGACUACAUCCAAGGACAGACCAGAAUGUUCAUCACCUAAGCGAGAUGAAUGGGAGAUUGUUUAUAUCAAUACACGGAUUGGAGACGUCUACAACCCUCUCAACAACAACGUCGAUUGGUUAAGCAAGGGGAUCGAUCUUCUACAGAAAGAGCUAGCAUCAAUUCGCAAGAAGGUCAAGCUAAGAAUGCUACUUUUCCAUCGAUCGACACACAUUCUUCACCGUCGAUCGACACAAGGUUCGCAGCACUGGAAGAUAAGAUGAAAGCAUACGAGACGAAGCAUGAAAAUUUCAGUUCACCUAUCCUGCGACACCAGGACACACUGUCACAACAGCUGAACGAGCUACAACAAGACAUGAGCAUAGUUCAAGAUCAUAUUGGUCUUCGUGCAGAAACGCAACAUCAAUCGACAGGCCUAGACCAAUAUCGAUCGACAUCGAGCCACCACCAGCAAAGAGAGCAUGCACUACAACAGAAGUUGAAGAAAUCAAACAUGAGCUGUACGAGGCUAUGGAUGCUAUGGAGAGGAGACUCAACGGGACCUGCGAUACCAUUGACGACACUGUUAACGAACGAGUAAACAGCCUAUGCAGAACUACUCGCCAAAUGAAGGGCGAUAUACGUGCUCUGCAAUAUCAAGAACAGCGCUCACCAUCGAUCGACACAGUUGAUACUGAGUCGACCGACAGAACUCUCAGCGAAACGACCGACGCGCACCUAGUAGCAUCGAUCGACACCGAAUCUUUGGCAGACCGAGAUCAGUUAAUUCAUGACAAGAUCGAUGCAUUACAGAAUGAGCUGAGGGAGUUAUCAGCAUACACCUACCAGACCAUCGACAGGAAGGUUGGCAACAUCGACUACAUUGAGAAUUCUGUGAGGAAAGUUCAGGAUACAGUCCUCAAGGUAGAUACAAAACAUCUGAGAUCAGAUGAUGCCACAAGAAGCUUCGUUGCCACAUGGUUCAACAGUAGAAGACAUGAGAUUGAUGAUUGAUGUCCGGUAAUCAGCAGUUUCUGCACCCCUUGAGUCACACACCUACCACAGUCAAGCUAAAUGACUAUAACAAAGCGCUGAGUGGGAGGCAACCCACUAUUAGGUUUUCUUUAUUUUUCCUUUAUUUUAUUAUUUUUCAUUUUUGCUUUUAUUUUUCGGAUUUAUUUUGCAGUUUUUUUUUUAAGAUCCGAGUAGAAUGAUGAUUCCGUCGACCGACAUUUACCAUUCAUAUCGCUCGACACCACACGACCAUCACUAACGAUCGACGUACACCACUACGAAUUGAUCGACACCUUGUCGAUCAGGUUUAAUCAUUCUAACUUGUUAUAUUUAUUAAUUAUGAUUUAUUUUCUUUACCUCCUUACCGGCUGUGUUACACUGGGACAGUGUAAUUUAAGUCGGGGGGGGGGGGGAGAGUUUACUAAUGCGUGUUUUUAUUUUGGGUUUUAGUCAAAUUGUUUUUCAAAAUUAUUUUUCGCAUAAGUAUUAAAUAGGAACAUUGAUAUAGAUUCGUAUUUGAUAAUCUGACCACUCUUUUGCACCAUUCUAGAUUACUGAUUGCAGAUAAUACUAAACAUGCUAAAGUGGAUCAACCUGUCAUCUAUAUUCACUAGCUAAGAUUGUUUGAAGGAACCAAAUCUGACCUCCAACACUAAUACUGACUUAUUUGCUUGUCUUGGGGCUUGGAAAUCACUGGAUCGGAAUCCUCUUACAAGUCUGGAAGGUAAAAAGUCUGUGUGUUUCUGGUUCCCUUCCUUCUCUCUCUUCAGCGUCUCAAGAUCUAAGUUUAUGUUAUAAAAGAUUGAAAUGAUUUCUUGAGAGGCAGAGGGGUAGGAGUGUCUCCUGCGACCCCAGUAUUCUAAAUCUCAAGGAUGAUCACUCAUUGUGGAAACGAGGAAUAGGUAAAUUACCAAAGACCCCAUUAUUCGCUACACUUUGUCAAAAAUGUAUGAGUUACAAUGCAAAUGUCAAUGAGAUGGACUAGAUGACCUAUGUGGCAUCGAAACCUGUUGAAAUGGAAACUAAUAAGAGAUUAAGAGAAGAGAGAUGAGGGGAGAAAGGAAUCAGAGAAGACUACCUGUGUGUUCAGAUACUUGUUUGAGGUUAAUCCAUGUGUCCUUUGAUCGAUACUCCCAAGGUAAAGCCUGCACUUUUAUUUUAUGUUAAAAAUGAGGUUAGUAGAGGAGAAUGUCAGAUGAGAUUUGCUAAGUUGUUGACUAGAUGAGGUUGGUUGCUAAGCUAGGAUAAGGCAUAAUGAACUUCUGUGAUUAGGAUGUUUAGACAUGAAUUGCAAACCCAUAGAGUGAUGACUUCAAUAUUUUGAAUCUUUGAGUUCCUGCUGUUUUCAAACAUUUUUCAAAGACUAAUGUUUUUGCUUGAGGACAAGCAAAGGAGUAAGUCUGGGGGAGUUGAUAUACCAUGGAUUUUACCUGUUUUUAACCAUGGUAUACUAGUAUUUUAUUAUAUAUUUAAUAUGUUUUCUAGCCUGUUAGGUAUGUUUUCAGGUUCAGGAGCAUUUCGUGAGAAAGUGAUGUUUUUGGAGCAUUUUGGAGUGCAAGAGAUGAUACACCCGAGUUGACCAUUCAAGACCAAGUCGGAAGUCAACAUUGCGAUUAUAAUCGAUCAAUACUCGUCCUGAGUUGUCGAUCGAUGUAGCUGAGAAGAUCCACGUAAUAGAAGAUUAUAAUCGAUCGAUACACAUCCUGUGUUGUCGAUCGAUAUCGAGGACGAAAUGGUUUAGCCGACUACUUCACCAAGACUUCACCAAAUUACAAGAUUGCCCCUGACAAGUUUUUAGCCUAAUGGAAAUGCUUAAAUAUUCCUGCUAAGUGUUUUUGACGGCAAGAUUUGAACAACUUAGAGAAAAGCAAGUCUUGAGAGGCAAAGCAGAGAGUGUGAGAGAGAGACUAGAGUUUUAUUUGUUUUGAGAGAUUGGAGAGAUUUCUCAUCUCCUUUUGUAUUUCUACUUAUUUCUAUCUAUGCAAUUCUUUCAUCUAUCCAUUGUCAUGAAUUGCUUAGCUAUGUCUGAGUAGUCUACUUGUUAGAUCUAGGGUUUAAAAGGUUUGUGGGAUUAGCCCCAAACUAUAAUUGCUAAGUUGUGGUACUCAUCAAAUGGAUUGCACCCUAUGCUUGUUCUAGAUUAGCUAACUAGAAUAUAGAUCACUAGGAUCUUUGAUUAUCUUGACUUAUCCAUUUGAGCUAGCUUGUCUCCUGUUGAGAAGAGCGACAGCCCUCCUUGAGACCUAGUGCUCAUUAUCGGCUCGCGCCUAGGCAUCUCUAGAAGCCGUCGAUCGAUAUCCCGACAGGUGAAUCGAUCGCCGAGCGAAAGGUGUAUCGAUCGAUAUCUCAAAAGGAUGUCGAUCGACUCUUUUUCUGUGUCAACAUACGACAGUUGAGGCCCGAGAUCUAGAUUAUUUAACCAGUGAUACAUCACUAAAAUUAAGCUGCUGAGAUCUAUAGUAUCAUGCAAGCAACUUGUUAAAGCAUUUAUAGAAAUUAUAAUCUCCAUUCCUGAAUAAAAGCCCUAUGUCUAGCACUCUUUAUCACAUUUAAACAACCCAUCAUAUUGUUAGUUAGAGCAACUACCUUACUCAUUUUAGGAAUUUUUAUUUUUAUUUCCAUCAUAUAAACCAACUUCACCUAGGAUUGAUUAGUAGAUUUUAUUUAAUUGGUUCCCUAGCUCCUCGUGAUUCGAUCCCUAAGUACUACAGCUGUACCUCUUAUUUGAGAGAGUAAGCUCUACUGGGUAACUUGAGCACUAUCAAUUGGUCAAGAAAAUCAGAAGUUAUGAGUAAUUUCCCAGAACCGGCCAAACCGACGCUAUCUAUGGAAAGUUGCCAACCAAUUCAAUUCGGUUCGACCCAGAGCUAUUUAUGGAGACUAGGAGAUCAUGUUAGCCAAUCAGAAGACGUUCCAGGAGUUCUUAUAUGCACCAGAAGCCAGAGGAUCAGGCGGAUCCUUGAAGAAGUUAUCAAACCUACCCAGAACCAUUUUUGGAAAGAUUGGACAAUCUUUCGGUUUGAUCAUUUCCAACCAACACUACAAGAAAUAUGGGUAUUGGUAGCAGUUCACGGUAGCACGAAUUCACGAAGUGCUACUAAAAGUUUGAAAAUCCGAAACAAGACCUUUUAGUAGCGUUAAUUAAGCGCUGGCAAAAAAUUUCAUUAACCCGGGAAAUAAAAUGAAUAAAAAAUACAUUGAUUUCGGUUAAGUGUCGGUAUAGAAAGUAAUUUGGGCAAAGGACUUGGUUAUUUUUUUUUACCUUUUCUUCGUCUCCUUCACUCCGAAACCAUCGACGACACAUGCAAAAGUUCAAAGACUCAAUCUCUCCGAUAUUUCACGAAGAUAUUCCUGCCUGUGGUGUUCUCGUCACCGGCGGUCAGAUUCCAGGUGAAACCCAGUUUCGAUUUUGUCCGUAUGAACCCUAGAUUCAUGUUUUUGAUUUUUCUGAUUCCUCUGAUUAAUUUCUUUGAUUUCUUUCAGCUUUGAGGCGACGAAGAUUUGGAGGAGACAAGUCAGGUUAGAGCUUCUUACAUCUGUUUCAGAUUCAGCUUUGAGUGAAGUUUGGUUAUUUUGUGGGUGUAUACGAUUUGAUCUGUGGUUCUCUGAUACACUAAAAAUGAAUCCUUGCUACUGCCAAGUUAACAGUUGCAAUUGUAGUACUUGAGAUUCAAAUCCAGAGGACUAGUCUACACUCUAGUUCUAUAAGUUCCAGAAUCAAGCUAAGAAGGAAAUAUAAUUUGGUUGAAAUAGGCGAUAGUAAACAAGCAAAAUAAACACGAGAUUGAUUCAAUUAAACAAGAGCUAGCCUAGGGUAUUUCAUUGGGUGUUGAAUUGGAGCCAAACAAUUAUUCAAGCGCGAUGAAGUGCUUUCUAGAACUCGGAUCACUCAGCUGGAACACUCCACUGUCGUGGCAGUGAUCGCUUUGCAGAUCGAUCUCACCACCUAACUGUCGUUGGGAUGAGGAUCGAUUGCAAGCUUUAGAGAACAGGUCCGAUCAGUUCACUUACCACCCUAAUAUCUACUUUUGCUGAUUAGGGAUACUAAGCUCAUUCAAUACAUGUCAAGUUAUCAUCCUAAGCGGUUAACUAGGUGAUGAACUAGUGAUCUAACAUCAAGUGAUCAGUUUAAUGAAAGCAGUAAGAGCAGUAUGAAUGAAGAACAGUUAUGGAUCGCUUAUCUAUGUUUAGCUCAUGUCUCAACACCCUAAAAACCCUAGGCGAGCAAGGCUACUACUCGAUCAUGAUGCAAAUAGACAAAGACAUAAAUCCUGAAUAAAAUUGCAUAAGAACAGAGUAUGAAACAAAAGGGUUCAGAUGAUCUUCUCUAUGAGAGGAUGGGUUUCUUCUCCCUUACAAGUUGCAGAUCGUAAAUCUCAGUGUUCUCUUGUAAAAACUAGCGUAAAAAAAAUAGAAAAUAGAUAGAUGGCGUUUUUAUAUGGAGGCGCCAAUCAGAAGAAAAGAGAUUAGGGCAACAGGGCUUAAAUUCCCGAAAUAGGAGUUUCCAUAUUCGUCUGGAACAAUCUCCGGAUCACUCCGUCUGCUUGUUCCGCUUGCGAGAGAACAGUCUCGGGACUGUUCUCUUGAGUGUUCUCCGCAGGAAUGCUCCAAAAGGACUUCUUUUCAUCAGGCACCUUCUCUUCUUCCUUCUACUAACUCCAGACCUGUAAAAGGUCAAAAAGGACUAGACUGACACGAAUUAGUGACUUGAAACAAAUGAAAACAUAUAUACAAUGAUGUGAAAAACACCAUAUAUCAAUUCCCCCAGACUUAGAUCCUUGUUUGUCCUCGAACAAGGCAAGUACCAAGAACAGGGAGAAAGGUUUGAAAGCGUGGGAACUCGCUUAUUCUCAGCAACCAUACUCUUACCACAAAUCUCUGAACCAUACAAGCUGUAGAUUAGGACCACACACACUUACUGAGAACCCCCUGAUCGCUGUUCGAAGAUCGGCUCCUUACUCUACAUCUCAACCUGAAAAGGCAACACUUUCGAGACAAAACUCCUUAUGUUCAAUUAAGAUCAGCGUGAGCUUCUUGUCACAGGCUCUACUCAGAGAGAACGGGCUAGGUAUAGAACAGGCUAACUUUUAUGGUGGAGUUCAAGAGUGUUUAGGGUUUACCAAGAGCGGGUGCAGGAUAUCGCACAAAAUGGUCGUGAGAGGACGGCUCCAUUGAGGUCCACAGUCCUUACUCAUCUCUGCUAAUCGGACUGCUCUCCGAUAGAUCGAUCAUAGGACUGCUCUGCGUGAUUCAACUUCCCCUUCAGAACACUUCACUGAAACCACCAUUACUUAUCAACUUCCCCAGUGGCAUGCAUCAUAUAUUCUUCCCCUUCUCGUCACCAGUAAAUCAAAACAAAAACAGAAUAUUUUUUUUUUUUUUCAUACUGAUAUACACAAAUGCUGGGGUGACGAGCAAGGAGGUAACAAGUGAUGUACAUGAUGCCACUGGUGAUUCAUUCUGCUCUGUUCUAGCCACUUACUUCUUCGUUGUUCUCUAUGGUAUCGGAACAGGCACCUCGGUUGUUCUCUUUCGUGCCGGAACAAGCGCUCCGGUUGUUCUGCCUGCUUCCACUGUGUGAGCAUUGAUGAGUAAGAACUGCGUCGAUCCUUUCCUCUCCGACCUUUUUGCACAUAUCUGCACAUAAAGUACUAGAAAAGCAAAUGCAUGAGGGUGGAAUAAAAGGUCAGGGUUCAAGGUGGGAACUAGCUAAAGAUGAGCUAGCCACUCAGGAACAGCAAGAGGGAUAAAAAUCGGAUAAGAAGUCCUGAGUGUAGUUCUCAUUCUACCCUGAUCUAGUGCCCAUGACAAGAAGAAUUAAAGUCCAGAUUAGGUUCAGAUAAAGUGGAGUUAAGUCUGCCCAGUGUAACCUGAUCGGUAUAGAACUUCUGGAGUGUCAAAUGAGAUAAGUCAGGGUGUUCCAGGUCCAUGUGUGGGUCUUUCAUCACUGCUAAGGUCACUGAAUAAGAAGGUUAAAGCACGAGGUGGUUAAAGAGCAUCACAAAAUAAGGUCCUGAUUCCCACAAUAGUUUUGACUGACUCGAU
This is a messenger RNA of Raphanus sativus (radish), 13269 nucleotides long. RefSeq lists its product as uncharacterized. The coding region runs from base 4096 to 5982 and encodes 628 amino acids. NCBI's taxonomy places the organism in Eukaryota, Viridiplantae, Streptophyta, Magnoliopsida, Brassicales, Brassicaceae. The transcript has 4 exons. The record is from RefSeq and is a predicted model, not a curated record.